CAGUUUCGCGCACGACGACACGCGGGCGCCAGCCAAGCGUCUCGGGGCCGAAACCGGUGAUGCGGAGAAGUCCAAGACAGUUGGGGCAAUAAUCCGAGAUUCUUAUGUUCGCCGCGGCCAGCCGCCCCUCCAAACUCACCACGCUCGCGCUUGCAUUUCCGACGACUUCACUCCUUUAGUGUCUGUGUUCUGUGUUGCGACUGCUUCCCUCCAUAACACAUCUCGGCCUGCUAUCAAGAUGAUCUCUUGCUAAGAGAAACCCUCCCCGUUGAAGGCCUCGGCUUCCGUUUUGUUGCACCAUCCCUACAUCCUCAACAGUAUUACUCAUCUGCAUAUCUCCAAAAUUGACCGGUCUGAAUCGCAAACAAUGGCUGUCCAGAAUCUUUCAAGAGCGGCGCGAAUUAUCCUGGUUGGCGCACCAGGAGUGGGCAAGGGCACUCAGACCGAGCGUCUGAUGAAAAAGUUCCCGGAGCUCUCUUCGAUCAGCUCAGGCGAUCUGCUCAGGAAGAAUGUCAGAGAGCAAACCCCGCUGGGCAUCCAGGCCGAAUCCAAGAUGAAGGCCGGCGCACUGGUCCCCGACAGCAUGAUUCUACGACUCAUCAUCAACGAACUUUCAACGCGCGGAUGGAUUAGGGACAGCACUCUGCGGCCAUACGCCGUGUAUUCGAGCUCAGCGACCGUAGAGGAAACGACAGUCGACUCGGUGUCCAUCCCGUCUGCGAUCAAGACAGCAAAGUACACAUACUCGGAUCAUCCCGAGGCCUCGUUUAUUCUCGACGGCUUUCCUCGCACGGCAAACCAGGCGGUCCAGCUGAACGACAUUGUGCCCAUCAAUAUGGUUGUCAGCAUCGACACGCCGAGUGAGAUCAUUAUUGAUCGCAUUUGCAAUCGGUGGGUGCACGCACCCUCAGGGCGUGUAUACAAUACCACCUUCAAUGCGCCGAAGGUGGAAGGCAAGGACGACAUUACCGGCGAGCCGCUUACGCGCCGGGCCGAUGACGAUCCUGAGGUGUGGAAGCAGCGAUUACGGAGCUUCAAGGAGAACAACGAGCCGCUCCUCGAGCACUACGACAAGGCCGGCCUUUUGUGGACUGUGAACGGCAACAGCAGUGACGAGAUCACCCCCCAGCUGUUCAAAGAGUUCGGCAGGCGCUUUGGGAUACCUCCUCCCGAGAUUAUUGGCGGCCUGUAGUCUGUUAUAUACCAUUUUGCUUGCUUGGAUGGGUGGCAGGUUUCGGCAGCAUGUCGACGACAUGGCACGGCCUUCUGUGUGUUUCUAUGUAUUACGAAGCUCCGAGGUACUUGUAUGAUUGGGCAGGCACGGGUCUCUUUCACUUGUAUAUAUUGACCGCCACUGGCACGCGCGGUCACGUUCCCUGUAAACGCUC
This is a messenger RNA of Boeremia exigua, 1388 nucleotides long. RefSeq names its product adenylate kinase-like protein. Gene Ontology annotation, cellular component: mitochondrion; cytoplasm. NCBI's taxonomy places the organism in Eukaryota, Fungi, Ascomycota, Dothideomycetes, Pleosporales, Didymellaceae. The record is from RefSeq and is a predicted model, not a curated record. Gene Ontology annotation, biological process: nucleobase-containing compound metabolic process. Gene Ontology annotation, molecular function: ATP binding; AMP kinase activity. The transcript has 2 exons. Bases 368 to 1192 code for a protein of 274 amino acids.